Molecule: messenger RNA, 2829 nt
Organism: Ricinus communis (castor bean)
Lineage: Eukaryota; Viridiplantae; Streptophyta; Magnoliopsida; Malpighiales; Euphorbiaceae
Product: cullin-4
Exons: 17
Coding region: 150-2642 (830 amino acids)
Biological process (GO): ubiquitin-dependent protein catabolic process; protein ubiquitination
Cellular component (GO): cullin-RING ubiquitin ligase complex
Molecular function (GO): ubiquitin protein ligase binding
Source: RefSeq, a predicted model, not a curated record
UGUAGUGUACACAUACACACUCUCUCACAUAUAAAUCUCUUUCUUCUGAAAUCUGCAUUUCUGUUCACUCUUUUUAAUUUUAUUAACUUUAUAAAAUGGCCUCUUAGCAAAGAGAUCACCUUUUUUUUUUUCUUUUUUUUUUUUUGUUAAUGUCUCUCCCCACCAAACGCUCUGCCACCGCCACCAGCUCCUCCUCCACCAGCAGCGCCGCCGCUAAUAGUUUUCCUCCAAUGAAGAAAGCCAAGUCACAAGCUGUAUCCGCUUGCUCACCUCUCGACACCACCACUAACAAAAACGGUAUUCACCACUUCAAUCCUUCCACUACUGCUGCCGCGGAAAACGAUGUCGUUUUCGACCCUUCUUCAAUGAUGUCUCUCGAUGACGAUCCUAAACUCGACGACGACCACCACCGCUCUCAUCAUCAUCAUCCUCCUGCCGCCGCUAAUUUAUCUCGCAAAAAAGCUACUCCUCCUCAGCCUGCAAAAAAGCUUGUUAUCAAGCUUGUUAAAGCUAAACCAACAUUACCUAUAAAUUUCGAGGAGGAUACAUGGGCAAAGCUGCAGUCAGCUAUUAAAGCUAUAUUCUUGAAGCAACCAGAUUCCUGCGACCUGGAGAAGCUUUAUCAAGCUGUCAAUGAUCUUUGUCUGCACAAGAUGGGUGGAAAUCUUUAUCAGCAAAUUGAAAAAGAAUGUGAAGCACAUAUUUCUGCAGCUCUACGAUCUUUAGUUGGUCAAAGCCCAGAUCUGGUGGUCUUCCUAUCACUUGUUGAGAGAUGCUGGCAGGAUCUUUGUGAUCAGAUGUUGAUGAUUCGUGGUAUAGCCUUGUAUCUAGAUAGAACAUAUGUGAAACAAACCCCAAAUGUGAGAUCAUUAUGGGACAUGGGGUUGCAGCUUUUCCGUAAACAUCUUUCUCUGUCUCCUGAAGUGGAGCAUAAAACUGUUACUGGCCUUUUGCGAAUGAUUGAAAGUGAGAGAUUAGGUGAAGCAGUCGAUAGAACUCUCCUUAAUCAUCUUUUGAAGAUGUUUACUGCUUUAGGAAUUUAUGCAGAAAGCUUUGAGAGACCAUUCCUUGAGUGCACAUCUGAAUUUUAUGCUGCCGAAGGCAUGAAAUAUAUGCAGCAAUCAGAUGUUCCAGAUUACUUGAAACACGUGGAGAUAAGGUUGCAUGAAGAGCAUGAAAGAUGCUUACUGUACCUUGAUGCAAGUACUAGAAAGCCACUUAUUGCAACUGCCGAAAGGCAGCUCCUAGAACGCCAUAUAUCUGCCAUUCUGGAUAAGGGGUUCAUGAUGCUAAUGGAUGGCCAUCGAAUUGAGGACCUUAAGAGGAUGUACUCAUUGUUCUCAAGGGUCAAUGCACUUGAAUCGUUAAGGCAGGCCCUUAGCUCAUACAUACGAAGAGCUGGGCAAGCCGUUGUCAUGGAUGAAGAAAAAGAUAAGGAUAUGGUAUCCUCUUUGUUAGAGUUUAAGGCUUCUCUUGACACAAUAUGGGAAGAAAGCUUUUCUAAGAAUGAAGCAUUUUGCAAUACCAUAAAGGAUGCGUUUGAGCACUUAAUUAAUAUGCGCCAGAACCGACCAGCCGAGCUGAUUGCGAAGUUUCUGGACGAGAAACUUCGUGCUGGAAAUAAGGGUACUUCUGAAGAAGAGUUGGAGGGUACACUUGAUAAAGUUUUGGUUUUAUUCAGGUUUAUUCAGGGCAAGGAUGUGUUUGAAGCAUUUUACAAGAAGGAUCUUGCUAAAAGACUGCUGUUGGGAAAAAGUGCUUCUAUUGAUGCAGAGAAAUCUAUGAUAUCUAAGCUAAAAACUGAGUGUGGAAGUCAGUUUACAAACAAACUUGAAGGAAUGUUUAAGGAUAUUGAGUUAUCAAAGGAAAUAAACGAGUCCUUCAAACAAUCAUCCCAGGCCCGGACAAAACUUCCAUCUGGUAUUGAGAUGAGUGUUCAUGUCUUAACAACAGGGUACUGGCCUACAUAUCCACCCAUGGACGUUAGGCUUCCUCAUGAGCUAAAUGUCUAUCAGGAUAUUUUCAAAGAAUUCUACUUAAGUAAGUAUAGCGGCAGGCGCUUAAUGUGGCAAAAUUCAUUGGGUCACUGCGUGUUGAAAGCUGAAUUUUCGAAGGGUAAAAAGGAGCUGGCCGUUUCUCUGUUUCAGACUGUCGUUUUGAUGUUGUUCAAUGAUGCACAAAAGCUUAGCUUUCAAGAUAUCAAGGACGCCACAGGCAUAGAGGACAAGGAACUGAGGCGAACUUUGCAAUCGCUUGCGUGUGGAAAAGUUCGUGUCCUGCAAAAGCUGCCAAAAGGGAGGGAUGUCGAGGAUGAUGAUUCAUUUGUAUUCAAUGAGGGAUUCACUGCUCCUCUAUAUCGUAUAAAGGUCAAUGCGAUCCAGAUGAAGGAAACUGUAGAGGAGAACACAAGCACGACUGAGAGAGUAUUUCAGGACCGGCAAUACCAGGUUGAUGCUGCUAUUGUUCGGAUAAUGAAGACGAGGAAAGUCUUAAGUCACACUCUUCUGAUUACAGAGCUCUUCCAACAGCUCAAGUUUCCCAUCAAGCCAGCAGAUUUAAAGAAGAGGAUAGAGAGCCUCAUUGACCGGGAGUACCUGGAGCGGGACAAGAACAACCCUCAGAUAUACAAUUACCUGGCAUAAUCCAUUUUGCGACCAUAAAAAAGAAAAAGAAAAAGAAAAAGAAAAGAAUCCUCUUGUAAAUGGGAAACAUGUAACCUCUUUAAGAGGCAGCUGAGUCCCCCUAAGAGUAAUGUACAGUAAGAGUUGUAGUGGUUUAUUUUUGUUGCAAGCACUCUUUAAUUGUAAAGCAUAUUUAGCCUUUCUUUCA